This is a messenger RNA of Camelina sativa (false flax), 2166 nucleotides long. RefSeq lists its product as uncharacterized. The record is from RefSeq and is a predicted model, not a curated record. NCBI's taxonomy places the organism in Eukaryota, Viridiplantae, Streptophyta, Magnoliopsida, Brassicales, Brassicaceae.
CAAAUUCUUGAAAAUGCAGCCGAGCAGUCUAAAAUUAAAUACUUUUGCAUUGCCUUAUGAUUAACCAACCUCUUUUAAGUGAAGCGUAAGUUUUGAAUAAACGAAAGUUUGGGGGUAAAACUGUAAAUGAAAGAUCAAAUGUGGUAAAACCAAAAUCACGAUGGGCUGAUGUGUUAUGUUCACUGUGGCUGUCUCUCUCUCUCUUCAGAUACGAGAGAACCAACCAAUCCGAUCGUAUUCUUUUUUUUUUUUUUUUUUUUUUUUUNUCUAGCUAGAGGCUAGAGCCUCAUUUAGUCAUUUCUGCUUCAUUGACCUCUCUUUUUUUAAAAUCCAAAAAACUCAUCUAUUUCUCUCUCUCUAUACAUUACCCGAAUCUCUCUAUCUCUUUCGAUACCCUCUUCCACUAAUCGUUGCCUGUUUAAUCGGAGCUUUAGAUAUCUCAUCAACGAAGGAGAGGCUUAAGGGGGAUUUCCUUUUUCUUCUUUUUUUUUUUUUUUUUUUUUUUUUUUUUUUUUUUUUNUUUUUUUUUGCUUUUGCUUUGCUUGGUUCAACUUCAAUCAAUUCGAUCCUUUAUUAAUUUUUUUUUUUCUUUCCCAAAUCUUAGAAUCUCCGAUUCGAUCACUGCUUCCUCGCCGUCACAUCGAUCGGAGACACAUAUUCACGUGCUUUUUUUUUGUUUUUGUUUUUUUAACGGCCAAUAGAAAUAAAAAUCAAACUCAUUAGACUUAGAUUAGAUUAGACCUCAGGUCAAAUCAAAUCCAACUACGACGAGUACUGGCGGCAAGGACGGACUGUGUGUUGCUGUUUAAAAUCCGAUCGAAGUCGGAGAUGUUGGGGGCUGGGUUUCAGUUGACGCGUGGGCGACACGGCGAGGAUCCUUUCUACUGUUCCGCAAAAUCUCGCAGGGCCAAUCAUCAGCGCAUCGACGACGACGUCUCUAAUGUCCCCGCCUCUGCUCCUCCUUCCAAGGAUUACCUCAGCGAUUCUCAACAUUUACUCCCCUCCUCCGCUUCUGGUAGUAAUCUUCAACGGUUUUUAGACUCCGUCACACCAUCCGUUCCCGCCCAGUAUCUCUCUAAGACAUCGCUACGGGAAAGAAGAGCCGAUGAUGCUGCUGCUGCUGCUGUGCCUUACUUUGUGCUUGGAGAUAUUUGGGAAUCAUUUGCUGAGUGGAGUGCUUACGGCACCGGAGUGCCUCUUGUUUUGAAUAACAACAACAACAAGGAGGAUCGUGUUAUCCAAUACUAUGUCCCUUCUUUGUCAGCCAUUCAAAUCUAUGCUCAUUCUCAUCAUCAUCCCUUUAAUUCCUCUCUUCAGCCAAGGCGUCCAGGUGAUAGUAGCGACAGCGAUUUCCGGGAUUCAAGUAGCGAUGUCAGCAGCGAUAGUGAUUCUGAACGUGUUUCUGCUAGUCUGCACCAUAUCUCAUUGACAGAUCAACUUCACGAAGAUUCAUCCAGUGACGACGGGGGCGAACCUUUAAGCUCUCAGGGUCGUUUGAUCUUUGAUUAUCUUGAAAGAGACCUUCCUUACAUCCGCGAACCUUUGGCUGAUAAGGUUUUUGACCUCGCAGCCCAGUUUCCCGAGCUGAAGACGUUGAAAAGCUGUGACUUACUUCCGUCAAGCUGGUUCUCUGUGGCAUGGUACCCAAUUUAUAGAAUACCCACAGGACCUACACUCAAGGACCUGGAUGCUUGUUUCUUGACGUACCAUUCCCUACACACACCGUCUGGAGGUGAAGAUAGUGCACAACCAAGGGAGAGUGAGAAGAUGUCAUUGCCUGUAUUUGGGCUUGCUUCAUACAAGCUAAGAGGUUCUUUAUGGACGCCCGAUGGGGGUUCAGAGCACCAGCUCGUGAACUCUCUGUUCCAAGCGGCUGACAAGUGGCUGCGUUGUUAUCAUGUCAGCCACCCUGAUUUCCUCUUCUUCUGCCGCCGUUGAGUAGGAUUAUAAAAGGAAGUUUCCCUAAGAAAAAGUGCGAAAGGAUACGAGCUUGUGAAGCACUUUGAGUGAGUUUUAACAAUAAACUCAAAAACUGUUGAUAUGAGUUUUAAAAGGAGUUGCUUCUUUUUUAAAAAAAAUUAAAUCUGUAAGUUAUAGAUAAACGAAUUUUGUUUGGUCAGAUGAUGUAUGUGAACCCUGGGCUAACCGUUUUGUUGUAUACACCAA